This is a messenger RNA of Monodelphis domestica (gray short-tailed opossum), 1676 nucleotides long. Its product is annotated as acid sphingomyelinase-like phosphodiesterase 3b. NCBI's taxonomy places the organism in Eukaryota, Metazoa, Chordata, Mammalia, Didelphimorphia, Didelphidae. Gene Ontology annotation, molecular function: sphingomyelin phosphodiesterase activity. Gene Ontology annotation, biological process: sphingomyelin catabolic process. The record is from RefSeq and is a predicted model, not a curated record.
CUGAACAGAAAGUUAUUCUCAGACAAUCAGCCAAGACUGGCUAAACCUCCAAAGUGAACUGAAGUCUGAGGACUAAAAAGAGCCUAGAAAAGUGAGACUCCUUCAGAGGAGAACUUGGAAGCAUGAAGAUGAGGUGGCUGAACUUUCUGCUUUUCUUGAUACAUUGGAGAGGCACAGGGGCUGUUACAGGUCAAUUCUGGCACAUCUCAGACCUGCACCUUGAACUUGAGUAUAAUCAUACCUCUAAGGAUCCAUCGCAAGUGUGUCUAUCAGAAGGUCCCCAAUCAGUGACCAAUGCAGGUGUGUGGGGAAAUUACCUUUGUGAUGCUCCUUGGGAACUCAUCAACUCUUCUAUUUAUGCCAUGAAGGCCAUCUUGCCUAAGCCGGACUUCAUUCUCUUGACUGGUGACUUCACAGCUCAAAUCAUUGAUGAGGAAUGGACAGAAGAAGCCGUGUUGAUCAUAGUGAAACGCUUGACGGAUCUACUUCUAUUAGUUUUCCCAGAUACUACAGUCUACGCUACUUUGGGAAAUCACGAUUUCUACCCAAAAGACCAACUUCCAGCAAAAAGCAAUGUUAUUUACAGUUACAUAGCAGAUUUGUGGAGGCCAUGGCUUGAUUAUAAAUCAAUCUCUCAGUUCAAAAAAGGUGCCUUCUAUUAUCAGAACUUGCCUGGUCCAAACUCAAAUGGGCAAAUUGUGGUGCUCAACACUAAUCUGUACUAUGAAAAAAAUGGAGCUGAAAACCGCUUGAAUGACCCAGGGAAACAGUUUCAGUGGCUGGAUACUGUGCUGAGUGAAGCAUUCCAAGAUGGAAAAAAGGUGUAUAUCAUUGGGCACAUGCCUCCCGGCUUCUUUGAGAAGACCCGAAAUAAAGCCUGGUUCAGGCCCAACUUCAAUAAACGCUACAUGGAAAUCAUCAAGAAACACUAUCGUGUGAUUGAAGGGCAGUUUUUUGGUCAUCACCACACCGACAGCUUCCGGAUGUUUUAUGAUGACAAAGAUAACCCUGUCAGUGUCAUGUUUCUGACUCCUGGAGUAACACCCAAGAAAACAACCCUUCCUGGAGUAGAAAAUGGACCCAAUAAUCCUGGGAUCCGAGUCUGGGAGUACGAUCGAGCCACUCUACGACUUAAGGACAUGGUGACCUAUUAUUUAAAUCUCACCCAUGCCAACCUUCAUUCCCCAAAGUGGAAGAAAGAAUACCGACUGACUGAAGCCUUCUAUGUCCAAGAUGGCUCGGCAGCUUCCAUGCAUCGGGUGUUGGAAAAGAUCGCCUCGGAGAGCCAGUUUCUGCAGAAAUACUACAAGUUCAACUCUGUCAAUUAUGACCUCAGGCCUUGUCACCGGCACUGCCGGGAAGAGCAUUUGUGUGCCAUAAAGGAGGUGGACUUUGCAAAGUAUGAAAGGUGCAUCAAGCAGCUCAGCUCCUCUUGUGGACUGCCAGGGUCCCUGCUCCUCUUCUGUGUGAUGAUGGGGUUUCAUCUGAUCAAAUCUUUAUGAGACUGUUAUGGAAAAUUAUCAGAGUCUGGUACAGGAAACUCAUUCAGCACUUGGGAUGAAGAAAGAACUUUAUUAUGCCGGACUCAGAGGGAGGAGAUCAUAUAUUCCCGAUGGGCCCUGAGUAUUGUUGAUAUAAGCAUUUUUAUAUUCAGAAAAAAGCAUUCCAACAUUCUA